Molecule: messenger RNA, 5489 nt
Organism: Silurus meridionalis
Lineage: Eukaryota; Metazoa; Chordata; Actinopteri; Siluriformes; Siluridae
Gene: cntnap5a
Product: contactin associated protein family member 5a
Source: RefSeq, a predicted model, not a curated record
UGAGCGCAGGGGAGAGUCGCGCGGCUUUAAGAGCGUCUGUUUUUCCCUCUCACUGAGCAUUUCCUCUCUCCGGCGGCGGAGCGCAGCGCUGUCACACUCACACAUCUGUGCGCGCACACACACACACGCAUCUAUACACACACGCGUGCGGAGGCUGGAGGUGUCGGAGCGGAGAAGAAACACACAGUUCCCGCAGGCGCAGUUCGGAAAUACGCUCCCGAGUCCCGGUGUCGGAUUUUACGCGUCGCUUUUUACGCGGUCAUGGAGUUACAGAAGUGGCGGUGUUGUGCGCUCGGCGCGUCCCUGCUCGCCGUGUUCAGCUCAGCCAUGGCUGCCUCUCACUAUAACUGCGACGGAUCGUUGGCAUCUGGACUGCCUGCAGCCUCUUUCCAGAGUUCUUCACAUUUCUCAGAAAGCAGGGCAGCGAACUUCGCCAGGCUGAACAGGAGAGAUGGAGGUGGUGGGUGGAGCCCGCAGUUGUCAGACAGGACACCGUGGCUGCAGCUGGACCUCAGGGCGCGCAUGGAGGUGACGGCUGUAGCCACGCAGGGCCGGCACGGCAGCCACGACUGGGCGAGCGGCUACACGCUUCUCUACAGCGACAGCGGGAGCGCCUGGAAGCAGUACAGGAACGAGGACAGGGUUGCGAGAUUGGUGGGGAACACAAAUCCCGACAGCGUGGUCUAUCACAAACUCAGCCGAGCCAUUCGAACUCGCUUUGUGAAAUUUGUUCCUCUCGAAUGGAACCCCAGUGGCAGAAUCGGGCUCAGGAUCGACGUCUACGGCUGCGCAUACAAAUCAUAUGUGGCGGAUUUCGAUGGCAGAAGCUCUCUGCUCUACCGGUUCAACCAGAAGUCCAUGAGCACGGUGAAGGACGUGAUCUCGCUGCGCUUCAAGAGCCGCCAGACCGAGGGCGUCCUGCUGCACGGCGAGGGCCAGAGAGGAGAUUAUAUCACACUGGAGCUACACCGUGGGAGACUAGCGUUACAUAUCAACCUGGAUGAUACCCGGGUGAGGUCGAGCAGCGGCCGUAUGGUGGUCACACUGGGCAGUCUGCUCGAUGACCAGCACUGGCACUCGGUGCUCAUCGAACGCUUUAACAAGCAGGUCAACUUCACCUUGGACCGACACACACAGCAUUUCAGGACCAAAGGGGACGGAGACUCUCUGGAGGUCGACUAUGAGCUCAGCUUUGGUGGGAUCCCACUCCCCGGAAAGCCCGGAACGUUCCUCAGACGGAACUUUCACGGCUGCCUGGAGAACCUCUACUACAACGGCGUGAACGUCAUCGAUCUCGCCAAGCGACGCAAGCCUCAGAUAUACACAGUGGGAAAUGUGACCUUUUCGUGCUCGGAGCCGCAGCUGGUGGCCGUUACCUUCCUGAGCUCGAGCAGCAUUCUGUCCUUUCCAGCUCCAUCUCACUCUCCAGACAGGCUCUCGGUGCGCCUGCAGUUCCGAACCUGGAAUCCCGACGGCCUGCUGCUGUCCAGCCGGCUGGCGUCCGACCCGGAACAGCAUUACCUGUUACUUCACAUCGACAGCGGCCGGCUCCGGCUCACGCACCACGCCUCGGACCUCAAAACGCUGGAAGUGUCGAUCGGUCAACGUGUGAACGAUGGUCUGUGGCACUCGGUGAGCCUCAGCAGCAGAGGUCUGCAGAUCAUCAUGACGCUGGAUAAUGAGCCAGCUUCCACCAUCCAGCUGGAGGACUACCUCGAACCAAGGGACAGUUACUACUUUGGUGGUUGUCCGGCGUCUCAAAAUGGCUCUGCUUGUAUGAACACUGUAAUGGCCUUCCAGGGCUGCAUGCGCCUCAUCCUCAUCAACAACCAACCCAUGGACCUUAUGCACAUCCAGCAAGGCAUUCUGGGAAGCUGGAAUCAAAUAGAGUUCGACAUCUGUGGCAUUCAGGACAGAUGUCUCCCUAAUUUCUGCGAAAACGGUGGGCGAUGCUCUCAGACGUGGUCUGCGUUCUACUGCGACUGCGCGGGGACGGGAUACAGCGGCUCGACGUGCCACAACUCCAUUUAUGAAGCCUCGUGUGAGGCCUACAGGCUUGCAGGAAGCACCUCGGGCUACUUCUCUGUCGAUCCCGACGGGAGUGGCCCUCUGGGUCCUAUUCAGGUCUACUGCAAUAUGACAGAGGACAAAGUAUGGACUGUGGUCCACCACAACACCACCGAGCCGGUCCGAGUCCAAGGGUCGACCCCGGAGAAACCCCACAAAGCGCACUUCGACUACGGAGCCUCACCGGAUCAACUCCGAGCGCUCGUCACACAGUCGGAAUACUGCCAGCAGACGCUGACCUAUCAGUGCAGGAGAUCUCGACUCUUCAACACAUGGGAUGGUGCCCCAUUGUCCUGGUGGUUGGAGCGUGGUGGUGAGAGGAGGACGUAUUGGGGGGGUUUACUGCCUGGCGUUCAGCACUGCGCCUGCAGUCUGGAGGAGAACUGCCUCGAUAUGAACUUCUUCUGCAACUGCGAUGCAGACCGAGACUCCUGGGAAAACGAUACGGGGCUCCUGUCCUACAAAGACGACUUACCGGUGAGCGGAAUAGUAAUAGGAGACACAAACCGAGCGAGAUCUGAAGCGGUCUACACCGUCGGACCCCUGCGAUGCUCUGGUGACAAAUCUCUGUGGAACGCUGCGUCCUUUUAUGACGAGGCUUCGUACCUGCUCUUCCCUGCUUCGCAAAUGGAGCUGUCCUUCGACGUUUCUUUCUACUUCAAGACCGGCUCGGCAUCGGGAGUCUUCGUCGAGAACGUCGGCGCACGAGACUUCAUCAGAAUCGAGCUGAGCUCCCCAUCGGUUGCCACCUUCACGUUCGAUGCGGGCUACGGGCCCACCGUGCUCAACCUGAAAUCCCCGGUGCCGCUAAACGACCGGCAGUGGCACUGGGUCCGCGCUGAGAGGAACGUCAAGGAGGCGUCGCUGCAGGUCGACCAGCUGCCUCUGCGCUUCCUGGAGUCUCCAGCGCACACGCACAUACGCCUGCAACUCAACAGCCAGCUCUUCGUAGGAGGAACCCCUUCCAGACAGAGAGGUUUCUUGGGUUGCUUGCGAGCUCUUAAUAUCAACGGCGCGGCCUUCGACCUAGACGAGCGAGCCAAGGCGACCCCAGGUGUGAGCUCGGGCUGCGCUGGUUACUGCAGCAGCUCUGCGGGCGUCUGCCACAACCGGGGCAGGUGCGUGGAGAAGAGCACCGGCUACGUUUGCGACUGCACGCACUCGGCGUACGGAGGGCCCUCCUGCAAAGAAGAGGUAUCUGUGUCCUUCGAAAGGGGAUCGUCGGUGACGUACACCUUCCAAGAACCUUUCUCGGUUAUCCAAAACCGGACAGCGCAAGUUUCCUCCUCAUCUUCUGCUUACAGCAAAUCUAGAGACAACAUGGCACUGAGUUUCCUCACAACGCAGAGUCCGGCCAUGCUGCUCACCGCCGACACCUUCACCCAGCAGUACGUCGCCGUGAUCCUCGCCCGCAACGGGAGCCUGCAGAUUUGGUAUCAGCUUUAUAAAGAGCGAAGCCCCAGCGUGUUCAGUCCAGUGCUCACUAGUCUGGCGGAUGGGAAGCUUCACCGGCUCCGACUUCACCGAGAAGGAAAAGAUGUCUAUGUCCAGGUUGAUCAAGACAAUAAAAAGUACACCCUGUCCCAGGACACGGACUUUAACUCGAUGCGAUCACUAACCCUGGGAAAAGUUACAGGAAGUGAUGCGCUGGACGAGGAAGUCGCUCAGGCAGGAUCCAAAGGGUUCGUCGGCUGCUUUUCGUCUGUUCAGUACAAUCACGUGGCUCCGCUGAAGGCAGCGCUGCUGAACCGUGGCAGCUCUCUGGUCAGCAUACGAGGUCAUUUACUCGAGUCGAACUGCGGAGCGCUGGCAGAUUUAUCAUCCUCCAAAUCACGUCUAGACCACGGGACGGAGGUGGGCACGGAUAACAAGCGGCACGAAGACGACACCCAGCGGGACUCUGCGGUAAUUGGAGGCGUGGUCACAGCUGUGGUGUUCGUCACGCUGUGCCUCCUGGCUGUGAUGGCACGCUUCCUAUACCAACACCGGCAGCUCCAAAGGAGCACCAGCAUCCAGGAGAAGGAGCACAGACGCAGCCUCGAAGCUGCCUACAGGACCGAGCUUCACUUGAACCAGUCGAUAAGGGACAGUAUGAAGGAGUACUACAUUUAACGGACAAUGAAUGCCUUGCAGCCGCCGAUCGUCCCCUCCUCUGCACGCCCCGCUGUGCGGACUUUACCUAGCGUGGACAAGAUCCUACAUGGAGCUUUCAGAGACUGUAGGGAUCUUUGGAUCUAGGUAGGUAGUAGCUAGUAGAUACCCAGCCUGUUGGCCCCCGGAAUAGCAGGUCUGGGUUGUGCUGUCUGGUGAUGGUGUUAUCAGGAGAGUCCCUGCAUUUCUUGGACAAUAUUUCUUUGAGGAAAAAAAUAUAUAUAUAUAUGAUGCAGUAUCUGGUUAUUUUUGGAGGACUUUCGGACUCUUCUCAACCCCAACAUUUAACAAAUGUCUGGACAUAUACGCUAUAUACUUCAAAAGUAUGCUCAGAAAUCCUAAUUCUUCAUUGCAAUUCCUGUUUCUUUUUCCCUGAAAAUAAUCAUGUAGAGCUAAAUAUUAUCCACGAAUGUAGGCAGAACAUGUUUCCAGAUCGGCACCGAACACGAAUGCGAGACUCGGGUCCUGGAGGUGACGUCUAGAACCUUGCAGUCUGACAAACCUGUUUUUUUGUUUUUUUUGAAAGCGGGGAUUAAAACCUUUUUACCAGUUAGUUUGGUAAAAAUGUACAUUUGAAUAUACGGUAAUGUAAAUCAUAACGUCUGCGCUAAGAAAAAAAUGAAGGAAAAAAAACUUUACUAUGUGAAAUUUCAUGCCAUUUUUCUUUUGAAACUCGACAUAACGUUUUUUUCUCUCUAAAUAUAGUCAAAGUCUAGUCAUUUGGAAACCUUCCAGCAUGUGAAAUGAAUGGUCUUGAAAGUGUUAACUGUCUGACCAAUUGGAAAUUGACGUCCUUCGGGCAAACUCGACAAAUAGAAUCAAACGAUACCAGCCUUUAAACUAGUCAUCAACUCCGGUUUAUCUUUGUAUUACCAUUAAUUCGUCUUGAAACAGUGUUUCAGGCAAUUGAUUAGUUUUUUUUUAGGUUUUCAUUUGUUUAAAAAAAACAAACAAAAAAAACCCCACCAGUCUGAAACAAUUGUACCGUAGUCUGAAGGUACUGCUGCGUUCAAUCUGGCAACCGAAUGACCGGCUUAUGUUUUUUCACACGAUCUCCACACAUAAAAAAUAUUCAAAAUCAUCUAUGACCAACUCUUAUUUAUUUAGUGUUUAUCCUUCUUUUUCUGCUUUUUUGUUCAAUGAAAGUGUCCUUUAAUAUGUUCCUCCCUGUAUUUUCUAUCUAACCCAAUAUGGAUUAUUUUAGAUGGCCUGUUUUUGUAUAAUUGUACAGCUACUGUAAAUAAAUAUAUGUUUAAUAAAAAAAAAGAGAU